Messenger RNA from Pipistrellus kuhlii (Kuhl's pipistrelle), 5670 nucleotides. It is a transcript of the gene PIAS1, whose product is annotated as protein inhibitor of activated STAT 1. NCBI's taxonomy places the organism in Eukaryota, Metazoa, Chordata, Mammalia, Chiroptera, Vespertilionidae. The record is from RefSeq and is a predicted model, not a curated record. The transcript has 14 exons. Gene Ontology annotation, molecular function: zinc ion binding; transcription coregulator activity; SUMO ligase activity. The coding region runs from base 87 to 2036 and encodes 649 amino acids. Gene Ontology annotation, biological process: protein sumoylation; regulation of transcription by RNA polymerase II.
GGGCGGGGCGGGGCCAGGCGGGCCGGGAGGGCGGGUCCAGCCGCGGCCCCGGCGAGGUCCAGUGCGCCUGCGCUGACAGACGCAAGAUGGCGGACAGUGCGGAACUAAAGCAAAUGGUUAUGAGCCUUAGAGUUUCUGAACUUCAAGUACUAUUGGGCUACGCUGGGAGAAACAAGCACGGACGCAAACACGAACUUCUCACAAAAGCUCUGCACUUGCUAAAGGCUGGCUGCAGUCCUGCUGUACAAAUGAAAAUUAAAGAACUCUAUAGGCGGAGGUUCCCCCAGAAAAUCAUGACGCCUGCGGACUUGUCCAUCCCCAGCGUACAUUCAGGUCCUAUGCCAGCAGCUUUGUCUCCAUCUACCAUUCCACAGCUCACUUAUGACGGUCACCCUGCAUCAUCACCAUUACUCCCUGUUUCUCUUCUGGGACCUAAACACGAACUGGAACUCCCACACCUUACAUCAGCUCUUCACCCAGUCCAUCCGGAUAUAAAACUUCAAAAAUUGCCAUUUUAUGACUUAUUGGAUGAACUGAUAAAACCCACAAGUCUAGCAUCAGACAACAGUCAACGCUUUCGAGAAACCUGUUUUGCAUUUGCAUUGACACCACAACAAGUGCAGCAAAUCAGUAGUUCAAUGGAUAUUUCUGGGACCAAAUGUGACUUCACAGUGCAGGUCCAGUUAAGGUUUUGUUUAUCAGAAACCAGUUGUCCACAAGAAGAUCAUUUCCCACCCAACCUUUGUGUGAAAGUGAAUACAAAACCUUGCAGCCUUCCUGGUUAUCUUCCACCUACUAAAAAUGGUGUGGAACCAAAGCGACCCAGCCGACCAAUUAAUAUCACCUCACUUGUCCGGUUGUCCACAACAGUACCAAACACCAUUGUUGUUUCUUGGACUGCAGAAAUUGGAAGAAACUAUUCCAUGGCAGUCUAUCUUGUAAAACAGUUGUCCUCAACAGUUCUUCUUCAGAGGUUACGAGCAAAGGGAAUAAGGAAUCCGGAUCAUUCUAGAGCUUUAAUUAAAGAGAAAUUGACUGCGGAUCCAGACAGUGAAAUAGCUACAACCAGCCUAAGGGUUUCUCUACUAUGUCCACUUGGUAAAAUGCGGCUGACAAUUCCAUGUCGGGCCCUUACCUGUUCUCAUCUGCAGUGUUUUGAUGCAACUCUUUAUAUUCAAAUGAAUGAGAAAAAGCCAACCUGGGUUUGUCCUGUCUGUGAUAAAAAGGCUCCGUAUGAGCACCUUAUUAUUGAUGGCUUGUUUAUGGAAAUCCUAAAGUACUGUACAGAUUGUGAUGAAAUACAGUUUAAGGAAGAUGGCUCUUGGGCACCUAUGAGGUCAAAAAAGGAAGUACAAGAAGUUUCUUCCUCUUACAAUGGAGUUGAUGGAUGCUUGAGCUCCACACUGGAGCAUCAGGUGACUUCUCACCACCAGUCCUCAAAUAAAAAUAAGAAAGUAGAGGUGAUUGACCUAACCAUAGACAGUUCUUCUGAUGAAGAGGAGGAAGAGCCACCUGCCAAGAGGGCCUGUCCUUCCUUGUCUCCCACAUCACCACUAAAUAAUAAAGGCAUAUUAAGUCUUCCACAUCAAGCAUCUCCAGUGUCCCGAACCCCAAGUCUCCCUGCUGUAGACACAAGCUAUAUUAACACACCUCUUAUCCAAGACUACAGGCAUUCUUUCCACAUGACACCCAUGCCUUAUGACUUACAAGGAUUAGAUUUAUUUCCUUUCUUAGACAAUCAGCAUUAUAACACCUCCCUCCUGGCCGCUGCAGCGGCGGCAGUUUCGGAUGAUCAAGACCUCUUACAUUCUUCUCGGUUUUUUCCAUAUACCUCGUCCCAGAUGUUUCUUGAUCAUUUGAGUGCAGGAGGCAGUACUUCUCUGCCAACCACCAAUGGAAGCAGCAGUGGCAGUAACAGCAGCCUUGUGUCCUCCAACAGCCUGAGGGAGAGCCACAGCCACACGGUCACCAACAGGAGCAGCACGGACACAGCGUCCAUCUUUGGCAUCAUACCAGACAUUAUUUCAUUGGACUGAGUUCCUUGCCCCUGCUGCUCUCAUCCCCACCCCAGAUUAAGUGAACUUGGCAGAAAGGAGAGAACUUUGUGCUAUGUUUUACCUUACUCUGUUUAGAAAAGUACACAAGCGUGUGUUUUUUUCCUUUUUUUAGGGAAAAAAAUUAAAAGAAAUGUACAGAGAACAAAACUAUAUUUUCAGUUUUACUUUUGUAUAUAAAUCUAAGACUGCCUGUCUGAUAUAACACUUGUAAAAAUAAACCAAAAAAAGGAAAGAAAAGGAAAAAAAGAAAAAAAUAACAAGUACCCACAAAACACCUUCAGUUCAAUUUUCUGGAUUCUGAAGUUUGUUUUUUGUUUUGUUUUUUUUUUCCAUCAUUUGUCCUAUGGUUUUGGUGUUAUUUUACUUCAAUGGCAUUAUUUUAUUUGCAAUAACAAAAGGAAUUGCAUGUAUGAAGUUUUAAAUUGUGGGCUUUUCUUCGUUGUGGGGAGGGAGCUGGGGGCAUAGUUUUAAUUUCCAUUUUCUAAAAAUGACAGACUUGAGUUUUGUUCGUGUGUGCACAUUUUAUCCAGCCUUAAGUUAUAAAUCUCAUCUGUCCCACUGCAUUCCCUGUGUAUUUUCAGGACAUAGCUCAUGAAUGUGUGUUUCCAGUGUGUGCGUCUGCGUUUUUCUGUCAUCACCGUUCCUUCUCUUCCCGAGUUUGUAUUCAGUUGAUAAUCAGUUGCCUGCUUCUUUCAAACUGCUUUGAAGUUCUUGAACUCACGUAGGAGCAUCUUUAUUGACUAUUCCAAUUGCAUGUUCUCCAUAUCACAGAUUCCCCCUUAUUUGCUAGAUACCCCUGAGAAUAUGUUUUUAGAGGCUGGAGUAAAGCUGUCUGGGUAAAGGGGUAGGCUUAGCAGACCUGUGAAUAAUAUGCUUUAGUCUAGCUCUUUACUCUAAAUUUGGAUUGCCAGUAUUAUGCACUUAAACAAAGUCUGUGAACACCUACUUUUUUAGCCACAGGGUAACGACUUCUUGUAAGAUCUGCAUACCAAAGUAGGAAGUAAAAAUAGCUUAGACAGCCCUGUUGUGUUUCUUGUGCAGCUGACAGAGAGAUAAGGUUGCAUUACCUCCCCCCAGAAAAAGAAGAAAGUCAAUUAUCCUAAAAGUAUAUUCUCUUCAGACAAUACAAUGCACCAUACGUGUCAAUCUGUAGAAACCUGCUAUCUGAUCAACAGCUGAAAUUCAAAAUGGGUUUGAUUCUUAGUCAUUUUAUUCUUUGGCUCUGAGUGUGCUCAGUUGCUUAGCUAUCUUGUUUGUUUUCCACCUUUUAAAAGACAAACAUGGCAUAGGAAAGUCAGGUAUGUGUUUUUGUUUUUAGAAUUCAUGGAUCAGUCUAUUCUUAUUAAUAAUGCAACAUGUAAAUAUCGACAACUGUUUUCAGGAGAUGAGUGAGAGCUGGAGGGAAGGAAAAGUUCUACUUGUGUUCCACCAUCCGCCUCAGAGAAGGUUAUACCUUUUUCAGGUGAUAACGGAGUCUGGGAAAGAUUUUUAGCUGAUGAGAGGUCUAGCAGGUUAAACAGAACAGAUCAGGAAGGGGCAUCACAAUGACCAGUUUUCCGGACUGGAUCUCGUAUCACAACUGUUAGUUCUCAGAGCUGAUGAAGGGCCCGCCACCUUUGUGUGUAACGUUGUUUUAAACCUUGCAAAACGACCUCCUGUGUUCCAGAUAGACUUCAAUAUGGUGGUUAUCUUUGGUUGUAUGAUAAGAUUACUGCUCACAUGACUGUGGCAUCUAAAAAUAAUAUGUUUCUUACAGCAUCUCUCUGCCACUAAAUUGUUGACUUGAAUUUUGAAAAACAAGUUAAUGUUGAUAUGUAUAUGUGUGUGUGUAUAUAUGUAUUUAUAGACAAGUGUGUGUGAGUGACAAAUAUAGUCUUCCCCAAGGCAUGUAUAUUCCACACAUACAUGGCUGAGUUAGUCACUAAACAAUUUGCAAUAAAAAAAAAAAGAUUUGUUGGUUAAAGCAGGAAGUAGUUAAAUUUUAAAAUGAAUCUGGUGUUAUGGUGAGUAAAUACUUUAAGAACUCUCAUUACCAUAUUAACUUAGGCUAAUACCUAAUAGUAUAAUUUGUCUAAAUUGAGAUUGGGAUACAAAUUACUUAAAAUUAUGGGGAGUUGCUUUUUCACAUUGCAAUAAGAAACAUUUCUAUUCAACUAUAUAAGAUAAAAUUAAUAGUUUUCUACGUUUUUGGUUUUUUCUGUCAUUGAUGUUAGUGGUCUCAAAAUUCUCAUCAGUAACUUUGUAUGAUGCUGAAUUACAAACUCUGAAUGAUCCAGUUGGAAACCUGUCCCUUGACUUUCUUCAGCCAGUUUUAGAGAGGGUUGAUUUCCCCUCCGUGUCCUGCAUUUAGCCACCCCACGGGAAGAAUGGGUGAUAGGAGAAGUAAAUGUCUGUCUAGUUAGUGGCUUUGGUCAUGUCUCUGCAGGAGAAACCAUUCAUUGUCUCUUUAUUUUAGUUCAUUCUACUAGAAGGAGUCUAUUCCCUUCAGUUGCUGACUUUUCAAAAUGUUGGUGUUAGUAGUAGCUAUUACUUUGUUGGUCUCAUGGCCAAUAUUAGAAUUUCAUGAUCUGUAGUAAUUAUUAGUAGAGCCAUGCACUGUAUCUUUUAAGUUUUUUUUUAAGUAUAUAGUCAUUUCAUCUCUUUAUUCCUUAGCCCGCCCACUCCUCCACGUAUGGAGAAUUAGUGAUUCUCAGAAUCUUUAGGCAAGUUGUCACCAUCUCCCUUGCCUUGGUCUUUCAUAAUAGGUGUGCAUAUGUUUGCGUUUCUGUAUAGUAUUGUAUGUGUGUGUAUCACACAUAUUUGGUAAAAUAGCUGUUUGACUAACAGGAUUGAAGUGGCUUUUUAGUUAUUUUGUGGGCAUUAUUGGACACCUUUUUAAAGCAAUCUGAAGUUUAACCAUGCCACACUUGGUUGACUAAUUUAUUUUGAACAUUAAGUUUUUUUCUAUAUUAAUUUAGACAUUAUCACAAUUCUGUAUCAUUAGCAACUUAGGAAAGAUUCACUCAAGCUUCUGAAAAAUGGGAUACCUUGGCAAAUUCUGCUUUGAGUCAAAUGUUUGAAGCUGAAUGAAAACAUCCCAAUUUUAAUUUCUAAUAUUGAACAUUUUUAAAUAAUUCCAGUUUUUAGUACAUAAAACACUUUAAGAUCUUCAGGACUUUUAGAGCACAUUUGAAAUUAUUUUAGUAAGAGUUUUGUUUUAUCAAUAUAUGUUGAAUUUUGUUUUAUAAUUAAAAAUAAACCAACACAAAACCACAAAGCUUAGAUUUCAGCAAGAGGGAGGGAGAUUAGCUGGUGGUCCCAGAGUGUGCUGCUGUUAAUUGUUUAAUUAACAAAGGGGAAAUGUAUAUAAACAUUUAUAUAAAAGUUAUCAUAAAUUCCAUAAACUUAAAUCUGUGAUUCAUUGCCUUAAGACUUUCUCUCUUAGAAUUUCCAUACCGCAUGCCAAACCAGUAAAAUGGCUUUUAAAAAUGUAUAGUAAACCAAUGUCAGUUUGUAUAAAAGUACCAAGUGAAGAUAUUUAUUACAUGCAUUGGAAAAAAAUUUGUUUACCUAUUGAAUGUUACCUGUUUAUGUAGAGCUCUUUAGAUGUAAUAAAAGAAAAGCCUUCAGUUAA